GUCAACUUGCCUGUCCGCCAUUUUUAUUUUGUCGGAGUGUCACGCACACGGUUUCUUUGUCUCCAGUUUGAGGCCAUUUUCAAGACAAUUCAAGAUUUCAACUAUUAGUCAGCCCCACAAACCCAUAGAAAUGGGCGAGAGAAUCACCGAUACUGUAAUGGACGAUCUGUCAGCCACACACCCUUGCGACGAGGCAAGCAGCAUUGAGAAAUCAGACACGGGAAGACAGCAAGACAACAAAUGGGACAUUCCAUACGAGGAAAAGUGCGGAGAAGAAUCUGACCCUCCUCCCACACAGGGUCGAACAGAGCAGACUGAUAUGCUUGAGGUGAAACGUACUGUGGACAAACGCUUCCUGUGUACGGAAUGUGAGUUUAGGGCAGCCUCAAAGUCUAACCUGAUAAAACACACAAGAACACAUACCGGUGAGAAACCAUAUAAAUGUGACCAGUGUGACUAUGCUGCUGCACGUAAAUACACUUUAGACAUUCACAUGGCUGGUAAGCACAGUGGCGACAAACCCUACAUGUGUGGGAAGUGCGUAUACACGACGGCUGAAAGGUCUCACCUAUCCGUACAUACCAGAAAUCAUACAUGUGGGAAACCUUUCCAAUGUGAGCAAUGUGACUAUGCCGCUGCAAGUAGAAGCACUUUAGACCGGCACAUGGCUAAACACACUGGCGAGAAACGCCACCUUUGUAGUGAGUGUGGAUACAGGACGGCUCAGAGAUGUCGCUUAAUCCAACAUAUGAGAAAACAUACCGGUGAGAAGCCUUACAAGUGUGACCAGUGUGACUUUUCUUCUGCACAUAAAGUUUCUUUACACCUACACCUUUCUAAGCACGCCGGAGAAAAGCCAUUUAUGUGUGGACAGUGCGAAUAUAGGACUGCUAGCAGGUCUCACUUAUCUGUACAUAUGAGGAGACAUUCAGGUGAAAAGCCUUAUAAAUGUGACCAGUGCGACUAUUCUGCUUCACGUAAAGGUAGUCUAGACAAACACAUGCAUAGACACACCGGCGAAAAACCCUACAUCUGUGGAGAGUGCGGAUUCAAGACACCUGACAGGUCUUCCUUAACCAGACAUAUGAGAAGACAUACAGGUGUGAAACCUUACAAGUGUGACCAGUGCGAUUAUUCCGCUGCACAGAAAUUUGCCUUGGACAGUCACAUGGCUAAACACACAGGAGAAAAACCCUUUAUAUGUGGGAAGUGUGAAUACAAGACGAAUGUCCUAUCUAGCCUAUCCAUACAUAUGAGAACCCAUACAGGCGAGAAACCAUAUAAGUGUGAUCAAUGCGACUUUUCUGCUACAAAGAAAAAGUAUCUAAACAAUCACUUGGCCAAACACACUUCUUAAGAAAACAACACACUUCUAAAUGAUAUAGUUUACAGUUGCAGAUAGAGGAAAUUUUAUCUAGAAACAGGCAAAAAGUACAGAUGGAGACUAAAAUCACAAAUGUUAUCAUUGUGACUAUUCUGCUUCAUUGAGCAGUGGUCUACUUAUGGUCAAAUAUACAUGUGAGCGACCCUGCAUGUAUGGUAUGCUAAUCUAUACCAUAGACCUUGAUAACUGUUGUUACAAACAUAGAUACUGCAUGUCUCAAUCAGAGUACAAGAAGCUGUAUUAAAUUUUGUACUUAUUGUUGUAAAUGGGAAUUGAUAUACUUCAGGGAAUGGUAUUUAAUGAUUUGCUAACCGUAGAUUUUUUUUCGUAUUGACUUUAUACUUAUUUUACUUAUAUUAUAACCAUACAUCGAAAUAUUGUAAGAUCGUGUUUCAUGCAUUAUUUUGAUAAUGCAGGGCUCGAAAUACCACCUACAUAUGCAGGUUGGUGCAGGUAAAAUUGGAGCUGUGCAGGUAUUUCUAGUGUCUACCUGCACCUAACCUGCACUGGUCCAUGUACUGGGUUUUAUACACAAAUGUCCUAUGA
This is a messenger RNA of Branchiostoma floridae (Florida lancelet), 1930 nucleotides long. Its product is annotated as zinc finger protein OZF-like. The transcript is spliced from 2 exons. The record is from RefSeq and is a predicted model, not a curated record. Gene Ontology annotation, molecular function: DNA-binding transcription factor activity, RNA polymerase II-specific; RNA polymerase II transcription regulatory region sequence-specific DNA binding. Lineage: Eukaryota; Metazoa; Chordata; Leptocardii; Amphioxiformes; Branchiostomatidae. The coding region runs from base 131 to 1357 and encodes 408 amino acids. Gene Ontology annotation, biological process: regulation of transcription by RNA polymerase II. Gene Ontology annotation, cellular component: nucleus.